Molecule: messenger RNA, 1694 nt
Organism: Megalobrama amblycephala (Wuchang bream)
Lineage: Eukaryota; Metazoa; Chordata; Actinopteri; Cypriniformes; Xenocyprididae
Product: gastrula zinc finger protein XlCGF71.1-like
Exons: 3
Biological process (GO): regulation of transcription by RNA polymerase II
Cellular component (GO): nucleus
Molecular function (GO): RNA polymerase II transcription regulatory region sequence-specific DNA binding; DNA-binding transcription factor activity, RNA polymerase II-specific
Source: RefSeq, a predicted model, not a curated record
AGAAACAAGAAAUCUACAACCUGCACUCAGUGUGGAAAGAGUUUAUCAACCAAAAAAAGUCUUGAUGUUCACAUGAGAGUUCAUACAGGAGAGAAGCCACAUACAUGUGAUCAGUGUGGGAAGAGUUUUACAUCAAAACAAAGUCUUGAGAUUCACAGUUCAGUUCAUACCGGAGAGAAGCUGUUCGCAUGUAAUAAAUGCAGCAAAACGUUUCUCUCGGCAUCAGCCCUGAAGAGACACCUGAGAGUUCAUACAAAGGAGAAGCCACAUUCAUGUUCUGUGUGUGGAAAGAGUUUUUCACAGCUGUGUAGUUUACAAAGACAUGAGAAAAUACACACUGGUGUGAGAGAGUACAUGUGCUUUGAGUGUGAGAAGACUUUUGCUACAUGGAGUGAUUUAAAAAAGCACCAGAGAAUUCACACUGGAGAAAAACCUUUCAAGUGUUCACACUGUGACAAAAAAUUCAGUCGUUCAUCAUCUUUGAAAACACAUGAGAGGAUCCACACUGGAGAAAAACCUUACAAGUGUUCACACUGUGACAAGAGAUUCAGUCUGUCAUCACAUCUGAAAAGACAUGAGAGGAUCCACAGCAGACAGAAGAUGCACACGUGUGAUCAGUGUGGAAAGAGUUUCACUAUUAAAAGUCAACUGAAGAUACACAUGAAGAUCCAUGCAGUGGAGAAACCACAUCACCACAGUCUGAAAUCACGAUAAGUAGUUAAUCUUUGUGCUGAGAAACAAGUAGUUUCCUUACAGCCAGAAUAAGCGGCAGGACAGUUUGGUGGUUGCUUAGUGUCUGCUUGGAAAAUCUGAAUUUUCUCCUGAAAUUACAACAGAACGAUCAAAUCACUGUUUAAACAGACUGUAUGAAUUCUUCCCUUAAGAUUCACCAAACAUCUGGCUGAUUACUGGCAAUUUGUAAAGACAGUGGACAAGUGAAGAGAGUGGAGGGGACGGCAUCAGAAAGGACCUUGAGCUGCUGCGACUGUCUUGGAUCACCCAAAGCACAACUACACUAUGUGUCCAAGCACUGAACAAGGCUUUUCUCCUUUACAUAUUAAAUGUGUUUAAUUUAAGGCAGGGUUUUAUUUUUCCUGCAUAGUGAACUACUAGGUGGCUGCCUCUGUCAAAUUUGAUGCUGUCUCCAGCUUUUAACAAAACUCAGACAGGCAGUCACAUGCUCUGAUUCCCCUUUUCCACCAACACGGUUCUGUUGCAGGAUCCUGGCCUGUGUCCAUUCUCAAACUGUUCCACGAACCUCCACGGCACAAAAGGCAGUUCCAGGACAGAAAUAUCGGUACCCUCACUCUUCACCAGUCAUCACAUUCACAACCACCACAGUCAACACAAGUCAAGGUCCCUGGUCCACAGCAUCAACCAUCUUUGUAGGAAGAUCAAUACUGCAUUUCUUGAUGUAUCUUUAAAAUUGACAGAUUUCUUAUGGAGUGCAAUCCCUCUCUAGACGGACAUCGGUCUAUCGGUCUUACAAAAUACUGUCAGACACUGCAUAUGAUGUUCUCAAAAAAAAAAAUUUAAAAAAAAAUUAAAAUACUUAAGAAUUUGGGCCACAGCAGAGAGAAACCACACACAUGAUUGAAAAGUCACCUGUUUGAAAUCAUCAGAUUUGGUUUCAACAUUUGGCAUGCGUUGACGCUGUUCUUUUUGUCUUUUUCAUUAAAAAAUAAUCUGUUUUA